AGCCAAGUAAUGACUCAUUAUAAACACUAAAGAAUAUUUCCAUGUGUGGUAGCUUUUUUCUGCUCUUGACAAGCUACUACAACUUUGUACAAUCUAAAAUAUGAUGAAUAACAAUAUAUCUUGGGUUUGGAUGUUACUCCUCUUUCUUGGUUUUGCAUUUUAUAAUCUUUCAGCUUCACAGGCAAGGCCUAUUUCCAGCCAUCAUCCAAAUGCGAUUGUUGCAGGAACUGUUUUCUGUAAUGCUUGUUACCAAAAGGAUUUAUCAAAGGCCAUUUCAGGAGCUAUUGUUGCAGUAGAAUGUGCAAACUCAGGCAAACGCUCAGGAUUUUACCAAGAAGUGAAGACAAAUAAGCAUGGCAAAUUCAGAGUACACCUUCCUUUCAUGGUGAACAAACAUGUCAAGCACAUUACAGGAUGUUCGGUCAGCCUAAUCAGCAGCGGCGAGCCACGUUGUGCUGUAGCAUCGACAUCAUCAGCUUCAUCUUCUUUCCGACUGCACUCAAGGAAAAAGGGAACACAUAUUUUCUCUGCUGGAUUCUUCAAUUUGCUCUGCAACCAAAAGCCAAGCAUCCAUAGUACUAGCAACAAGAAAGAAGCAUUAUAUGAUCCUCACAAGUCUUUAACUUCAAGUACUCCUAAUGAUCAUACAUUUUCUCCAACAAUGUCAAGUUUUCUUACCAUAAAACAAGAGUUUCUUCCACCUCUUCCAAGAUUGCCUCCUCUUCCAGAGCUCCCACCUUUGCCACCACUUCCACUACUUCCACCAUUUUUUCGUUCACCUCCAAUGUCUCCACCUUCAAUAUUUCCGCCAUUUUAUCAAUCACCUCCAAUGUCUCCACCUUCAAUAUUUCCACCAAUUUUUCGUUCCCCUCCAAUAUUUCCUCCAAUUUUCCCACCACCUAUAGUAGGUUUAACUCCACCACCUAUACCACGUUUAACUCCAUUACCACCACCUCCGCCACCAACCUUCACAUUCCCUCUCUUCCCUCCGUUCCCGUUCCGUCCCAUGCCUGGCUUCCCUGGAGUUCCUCCAUCUCCGGACAAGAAGAACUCCCCUUAG
Molecule: messenger RNA, 1060 nt
Organism: Lycium barbarum (goji berry)
Lineage: Eukaryota; Viridiplantae; Streptophyta; Magnoliopsida; Solanales; Solanaceae
Product: leucine-rich repeat extensin-like protein 1
Exons: 2
Coding region: 101-1060 (319 amino acids)
Source: RefSeq, a predicted model, not a curated record